This is a messenger RNA of Triticum aestivum (bread wheat), 3404 nucleotides long. RefSeq names its product probable disease resistance protein At1g58602. Gene Ontology annotation, molecular function: ADP binding. The record is from RefSeq and is a predicted model, not a curated record. The coding region runs from base 1 to 3225 and encodes 1074 amino acids. The transcript has 7 exons. NCBI's taxonomy places the organism in Eukaryota, Viridiplantae, Streptophyta, Magnoliopsida, Poales, Poaceae.
AUGCUAAUCGGCGUGUCCGACGGGAUCAAAGACCUGAGCAUCAAGCUUGGGGACCUCAAGAAUUUCCUUGCUGAUGCUGAUAGGAGGAACAUCACCGAUGAGAGUGUGCGUGGGUGGGUGGGGGAACUGAAGCGUGCCAUGUACCUGGCCACUGACAUCGUCGACCUAUGUCAGCUCAAGGCCAUGGAGCAAGGUCAAACCAAGGACAGGGGGUGCCUUAACCCUCUGCUCGUUUGCAUGCGGAAUCCCCUGCACGCCCAUGACAUCGGCACCCGCAUCAAGAUGCUCAACCAAAAUUUGGAUGAUAUUUGCAAGAGGGGCAGCAGUUUCAAUUUCAUCAAGCUAGAAGCCUACCAAGACCGAAAGAUGACUGGAUAUCAUGCAACUGGUCGCAAAACUGAUUCACUGAUGGAGCGGUCAGGUGCAGUUGGUGAUAAGAUUGAGGAGGACACGAGGGCACUUGUGGAGGUGCUUACAAGGGAAGCUGCUAGUGACAAGAGAGAUCGCUUCAUGGUGGUGGCCAUUGUUGGUGCCGGUGGGAUUGGGAAGACCACCCUCAGCAAGAAGGUCUUCAAUGAUGACAGUAUCAAAGGCAAGUUCACUAAGAAUAUAUGGCUUAGCAUCACCCAAGAUUUCAAUGAUAUUGAGCUAUUGAAUAAGGCUAUCAUCGCUGUUGGUGGAGACCUACCUGGAGGUGGAGGAGCCCGAGACAGAGACCUACUUGUCGGUGCUCUCAAUAACGCCAUCAGGGACAAGAAGUUCUUUCUUGUACUAGAUGACAUGUGGGGUGUCGAUGCAUGGGACAAAUUACUGAAGGCUCCCUUUAGCUACGGCGGCCCCGGCAGCAGAGUCCUUAUCACCACAAGACAUGACACGGUUGCCCUAUGCAUGAAAGUUGUGCACUAUCACCAUGUUGACAAAUUAGGUGCUAAAGAUGCAUGGUCAUUGCUCAAGAAGCAGGUAGUCACAACAGAAAAAGGUGAACCCGAGAUUGAGAUUCUAAAGGAUAUUGGCUUGCAGAUUAUAGAAAAGUGUGAUGGUCUGCCACUUGCUGUAAAGGUGGUGGGAGGGCUAUUAUGCCAGAGGGAGAAAAAUCAACGUGCUUGGCAAAAGGUUCUAAACGACGAUUUAUGGUCAGUAUCUCAAAUGUCAGAAGAGCUAAAUUAUGCAAUAUGUCUUAGCUAUGAGGACUUACCCUCUUGUUUGAGGCAAUGCUUUCUGCACUUCUCCCACAUACCUAUAGUUUUACCAUCAGAUGUGAUUGUCGGGAUGUGGAUCAGUGAAGGGUUUGUACACGGAAACCCAGAUGGAUUAGAAGAAUUGGGACAUCAGUACUAUAGGCAGCUAAUACUAAGGAACCUUAUAGAGCCAGUUCCAUAUGGUAUUGGUCAAUAUCUCUGCAACAUGCAUGAUGUUGUUCGCUCAUUUGCUCAAUUUGUAGCUAGAGAUGAUGCAUUGAUACUUCAUCUAAACGAGCGAGCGAGCCCUGCAACUACUUUCCAGACAGCAAGAAAGAUCUGCUCGAGGGCAAGGGCCAACCAAUCUCAUCUCUCCGGUCGAUUCAAGUACCAGCUCAAGCCACUGAAACCUGUAGCUACUUCCCAGAGAGCAAGGGAGAUUUGUCCAGGUUUUUGCUCUGCAGCAAGGGCAAACACAAGAUCCGUCUCUGAUCUCUCCAGUAGAUUCAAGAUGGCCAAAGAGGAGGUCGCCAUGCUAAUCGGCGUGUCCGACGGGAUCAAAGACCUGAGCAUCAAGCUUGGGGACCUCAAGAAUUUCCUUGCUGAUGCUGAUAGGAGGAACAUCACCGAUGAGAGUGUGCGUGGGUGGGUGGGGGAACUGAAGCGUGCCAUGUACCUGGCCACUGACAUCGUCGACCUAUGUCAGCUCAAGGCCAUGGAGCAAGGUCAAACCAAGGACAGGGGGUGCCUUAACCCUCUGCUCGUUUGCAUGCGGAAUCCCCUGCACGCCCAUGACAUCGGCACCCGCAUCAAGAUGCUCAACCAAAAUUUGGAUGAUAUUUGCAAGAGGGGCAGCAGUUUCAAUUUCAUCAAGCUAGAAGCCUACCAAGACCGAAAGAUGACUGGAUAUCAUGCAACUGGUCGCAAAACUGAUUCACUGAUGGAGCGGUCAGGUGCAGUUGGUGAUAAGAUUGAGGAGGACACGAGGGCACUUGUGGAGGUGCUUACAAGGGAAGCUGCUAGUGACAAGAGAGAUCGCUUCAUGGUGGUGGCCAUUGUUGGUGCCGGUGGGAUUGGGAAGACCACCCUCAGCAAGAAGAUGCCCCUCAAUAGCUUAAAGAUUUUAGUGAUGUGGGACAUGGCAUAUUGCACCCAACUCCCAGAUGGCUUGUGUGCGCUCCCAUGUUUAGAGUACCUAGACGUCGGACAAGCUCCAACAAUCAAGCGUGUUAGGUCUGAAUUCGUGCAGCCACAUAGUCACUGCCAUCAUGCUUCAUCCCAGGUUGCUGUCUCGUUUGCAAGACUGCACAAGAUGAUAUUAUGGGAAAUGGCGGAAUUGGAGGAGUGGGAGUGGGAGAAGGAAGUGCAGUCUAUGCAGGCCUUGGAGGAACUUAAAAUCAGAAGUUGCAAAUUGAGGUCCAUCCCUCCUGGCCUUGCCUCCCAUGCAAAGUCUUUGAAAAAGUUAACCAUAUGCAAUGUCCAGCAGCUCCAGUAUAUAGAAAACUCUGCUUCUGUAGUCGAGCUCAGCCUUGCUGGACUACCCGACCUGACUAGGAUCUCCAAUUUUCCCAAGCUGCGAAAACUUGAGAUCUAUUGCUGCCCGAAGCUCGAGUUGCUGCAGGAGAUGGUUGCACUCCAGAAGCUAACAGUUCAGUACAGCGAGAAGCAGCUCCCAUCGUACCUGCAAACUGUAAAGCCAAGCCAUUUGCUGCUGGAUUGCUGCUCGGUGAUACUCCUUUCCAUGGCUUUGGGAGAGUCUUGUUCCGAGUGGGACAAGUUCAGCCAUAUCCAGCAAGUUGAGGCUUAUGCAGAUGAUGGAGGCAUUGAAAAGAGAUGGCAUCUAUUCUACACAAGGGAGCCCUACAACAUGGAGACCAACAUUGAUCUGCAGGAGUGGUCAGACGAUGUUAACUUUAUCCAAUCAGAGGGUGAAGAUGGACUGCCUCGGUUAGCUGCCCUGAUGAAAUCUGCGGAUGAAGAUGAGGAGGAUGCAGACAACACAGAAGAAAUAGAGGAGGAAAGCAUGGGCCAAGGAAGGGAGGAGUAGCAAAUCAAGGAGGCAACAGCAUGUUAAUUUCCUGCUGCUGUUAUAUGUACAAUCCCACGUGCUACCUCUCACAGCCCGGGAUCACAUGGUCCAAAAGCAUAUUUUUAUAUUUCCGCAUUUGAUUUGGUGUAAUGUAGAAAACUAAGUACAGCAUUGGAAUUGCUUGGUUUGUUUGUCAA